GUACCGUCAAAGUGGACGGAAGCAAGUUGGUGAGCUCUUUGUGGAACGCUUUUCCAGUUAGUUCAAACGCAUCAGAUAUCAGAAAUUUCCUUGACAACUAGAGCGACGCGGAGUAUUUUUUUCUCCGUCAUUCUCCAAACACCAAACGUUGCGUCUUCGUUACAUACCGUGUGUUAUCGUUCGUGCAGCAGUAUAAAACAAUCAUCAAACUGGCAAAAGUAAUCUUUGACACGACGGCUCAUGAGUAGCAUUCGGUCCAGCGAGAGAGAUCGUAUUACAGUGAAGAUUCAUAACAUGAAACGUAGCGCAUCGCGCGAAUCUCCACCCAGAUCAAAGCGACGCAGUAGUAUUGGACGUUACGACGAUAGUUCCGACGAAAGAGUAACCCCUGAUAGAAUGAGACGACGUGUGGCCCGUUCCCCCAGCCCGCGGGCACGCUAUGCUUCUCCGCACCGAGACGAAUACAGCUCAUCCCGUAGCCGGGCCGAUAUUGGUGGCAGUGGCGUGGAUAGAUACACGUACAAGGUGCUUUGCGUGAGCGCCAUCCAUCCUAAAGCGUCGGAAGAGUUUAUCAAGGAAACGCUGUACCGGGAGUACAAGAAGUUCGGCGAUUUUAGCAUUCGCAUUUCGCACGAUCUGGACGAGCGGUUGGCGUAUGUAUGCUUCCGUACACCGGAGGACGCCCGUGAAGCGAAGCAUGCAAAAUCGCGCAUUAUAUUGCACGAUAAGGUAGCGUUGGUUGAGCCGGUGUAUGAGUCUUCGAAGACGGAAUCAUACCGGCGACCACGCUCGGCUUCACCGUCCGAGUACGAUCGUCAUUACUAUGCACGAUCUCCCGGCGUUCCUCCGCCGGAUCGGCGUCGCCCGCCCGAGCAUCAUCCUUACGAUAGUUAUGGCCCACCACCUGGUGGCCGUAUGCAUCAUCCCGAUUUCAGACCACCUAUGCACCAUGACUACUUGCCCCGUGGGCCCCCAAUGCACCAUCACGGUCCACCUCACAUUCAUCCCGGACCACCACACCAUCACUACAUGCCGCGUCCGUAUAUGCCCCGACCAAGAGCCCCAUUUGAAAAGCCAGAGAACAAGAAGGACAAGUUCCCGAACUAUCUACAUCACAUCCAGCCGGAGGAUGAUCCACUAGCCACGCGCACACUGUUUGCUGGUAAUUUGGAAAUUAACAUUUCAGAUGAUGAACUGCGCCGUAUCUUCGGUAAAUAUGGGUUGGUGGAAGAUAUUGACAUAAAGCGUCCGGCACCCGGAACCGGAAAUGCGUUUGCGUUCGUUCGCUAUCAAACGUUGGAUAUGGCACACCGCGCAAAGGUGGAACUCUCGGGUCAGUACAUUGGCAAGUUCCAGUGUAAGAUCGGUUACGGUAAGGCGACGCCAACCACGCGCAUCUGGGUGGGAGGGCUUGGGGCCUGGACUUCGGUAACACAGCUCGAACGCGAAUUCGACCGAUUUGGAGCAAUUAAGAAGAUUGAGUACGCAAAGGGUGACACCCAGGCGUAUGUUUUGUAUGAUUCAAUCGAUGCAGCUACAGCAGCGGUGAAGGAAAUGCGUGGUUUCGCAUUAGGUGGUCCCGAGCGGCGUAUUCGGAUCGAUUUUGCUGACAAUGGGUCGGCACCACCGUUUCCGAAACGUCCAUUCGAAGAGGGCGGCGGUGAAUAUCGUCGUGUUCCGGAGUACGAGUAUCCGGACGGUGCUCCUCCGUACGAUGAUGUCCCACCGGGCUACGGUGGCAGUGGGUAUGGAGCGCGGUCUUUCCGUGGUCGCGGAAGCGGUGGCGGCAGCGGUGGUUACCGUGGUCGCGGUGGUAGCAGUGGUGGAAGCUUCCGUGGAGGCUUCCAUCACGAAGGUCAUCGACCAGCAGGAGGCGCCGGUGGACCACCGCAUCAUGGUCCGGGUGGUGGAGAGGAAGAAUGGCGCCGCCCGGCAGGUAGUGGCGAAGCAGGGGAAUAUGAACGUCGGCGCUCUGGAUCACGCGAGCCUGGCGGCAUUGAUCGCUCCCGUUCACGAUCACCACGCCGACGCAGUCCGGCCGAUUCCGAUUCAGACUCAUCGUCACGCCGCAAUGGUGUGCUAACAACCGCUAGGACUCUUUCCGAGGUGGCACGAAAGUCGAGUACCGUCUGGCAGGGAGCUCUCAUAUUGAAGAGUUCACUCUUCCCAGCCAAGUUUCAUCUCACCGACGGUGAUGCCGACAUUGUUGAUGGUCUUAUGAAGGACGAGGAUGGUAAACAUCAUCUGCGCAUUACACAGCGCCUGCGUCUCGACCAGCCGAAGCUGGAGGAUGUGCAGAAGCGAAUUUCUACUUCGUCCUCGCAUGCCAUUUUCCUCGGUCUGCCCGGUUCAAGUCCGACUGUGUCGUCCGAUGAUGCUAGCGUUCAAACGCGUCCACUUCGCAAUUUGGUAACAUACCUAAAGCAAAAGGAAGCAGCCGGUGUCAUUUCGCUGUUGAACAAGGAAACUGAAGCCACCGGCGUACUUUACACGUUCCCUCCAUGCGAAUUCUCUACCGAACUCCUAAAACGCACCUGUCACACCCUGACGGAGGAAGGACUUAAGGAGGAUCAUCUAGUGAUCGUAGUGGUGCGAGGCGGGACUGCCUAGGAGCGGGAGGAAAGCGUUGACGAUGAAGAAAUGGAUCAGAAAAAGAAAAAAAUGAAAAAGUUCGCAAGUAAGAGCAGUAAAGUGGAUAAAUUAUCCUCUACCGACUAACGCAAACGUAGAAACAACAGCAAUUUUGUUUAUCCGUUACUGACGAUACUCUGCUGGAGUAUUUAAUGCUACAUUUAAGUAGCUAAGAAGAAGAAGUUGAAGAGUAAGAAGCUUUUAUUCUCCGCCGUUAAGUGCAUCCGUGGAUAAACACCCAACGGAGGAGCUUCACGGAUUAUACUUGAUAAUUAGCUACGCGAUAUGCACGUAGCUAAUAUAAUUUGCUUUUGUCAACGUCUGUAGUACACAACACAUUCAUGUGUAGAAAUUUUAAUUUGCACUAUGCUAUGGAUGCGAAUAACAAAGACACAAAACCUGUAUUAUAAGCUAUAGAAGCAAAUUACCCAACCCGCAUCGUAAGUACAUACAUCUCAUCUCAUGCUACUUCACCAACAUAAAGGACCGGAAAUAGAUGAUGGGCAAGAUGAUUUUCCAUAAGACCCCAGGCAAUCGAAUCCAGCAUAAACAUAAUUUACGACCGUAACAAAUAGAACGAGCAAGUGUUUUUGCAUUGGUUUAUUCUGAAAUCUCUAGUUAUUACAUUGCAUCAACCGGGUGACCAGUGGAAUAGAAGUAUUUGUUGAUGCUAAGGAACUAAAUGAGCGCGCGAAUAUGAAAAAGUGCGCGUAAGCUUCUCAACAUUCGACGUACGUGUACGUGUUUACUUAAAACGUCUUAUCUGUUGCACACUGGUGUAAGUUCGUGCGUGAAUUUGUGCAUGUGUAUAUGAGUGUUUACCUUAAGAAGUGUCGCGGGUGCGAGAGAAUUCAGAGAAGCAGAAGCGCAACUACUGACUGGUGAAUAGUGACGCAUUCAAAUUUUUUAAUCAAUUUUAUAAUACUACAGUAACCUUUACUUUUGUCACAAAGUUUCACAAAUGGUUUUGAAAUUCCUCAAUCCUAACAAUUUACAAAGAUCGAAAAGUGUUGAUCAGUACCUUUCGUUUGAAGUGAUCGUUUGCCUGAUUACAUGCGUUUGCAGUAUGUAGAUUUUCAACUUAUGAUGUAAACUGAUGAGGACUUUCAAACCGAUUGACAACAUUUGAAGAAAAUAAAUCAUAUUGUACAUGGGAGAUUCGUGUUGAAUAUUGCCAUUGAUUUAGAUACUUUAUUUAACGGAACAGCUAUGGAGGAAAAUAUUUUGUUAUUCAUUGUUAAGGAAUACGUCGUACGUAUUAUGAUUUAUAUCAUUUUCCCAACAAAAUUCUGCUGAGAAAACUAUGUUUCUGACAGUUUAUUACAUUUCAUGCUAUAGAUCCUGGCAUUCGGAGCUCUCUUACCAUUGCUUUCAGUUCUGCUUACCAAUGUCGAUAAUGUUUACUGGUCGUACAUUCCAUAUAGCUGCUUCUGGCAUACUGCAUCUGAUCAAUUGCAAUUUAAACAUGAAUUUAACAAUCCUUCCCUUGUUCUAAUAUCUUGAUUAUUCAAAAUUAUGUUUUGCUCUAAUCAGGCUAACAACUAGUUGCAAAAUGAAUAUUUGAAGGUAUAUUACUUUACCUUGAGGUAGCAUGGUUAUAGGUGAAGCAUUACGACGAGGAAAAAAAGUUUAAGUAAAGUUGCAACCGUCAACGUUUAUUUAUGGAUAUCAUCAAUAUUCGCCAGAUUUUGAUGUAAGUCGUUUGAUUGACUGCAGAAGGAUAAAACAUAUUAUGAUUAUAUAAACACAUAUAUAAAGCUUCGUAUGCACGUAACGUGGAAAUUCAUUGCAAUACACAGUCGUAAACAUAAUCAAUGAAAAAUCAAUAAACCUGACAAAAAAUAACAAGUAAACCGAGAUGGUGCAGUGACGGUUAUGAUAAUACAUAGAUUGAAACAACGUGCUACACUAAAGGCAGAGAUCUAAAAUUCUAUUGACUGGGUGGUGUUGUGUGUAAUUGCAUGCCAAGAGAGCGAUACAUAUAGAAAUAAUAAAUAAACAUACAAUUUAAACAACGGUGCGUCGUGCGUUAUGGUGGAAGGCAGAGAGGGCCAAUCUAACUUUCGGAGACGAUCCAUUUGAUGUAGAUGUGAUUUCUACAUCAAUAGUGUUGUUUGUGAUUGAAGUAAGUGCAGUUUUAGCCCUAUGAAUAGAGUGAAACGAACCCCAUUUUCAUCAGAAGAAGAAAGGUUUUUUUUCCAGUAACUACUCCCGGCAUCUCCCGUGUAUGUCGAUUGGGUUAGUAAAGUAAUUUGCCUCAGAUGUAUCUUUUUCCUGUCCUAUACUGAUGAUACUGCUUUAGUGUGAUCGAUAGAUAGAAC
Molecule: messenger RNA, 4952 nt
Organism: Anopheles moucheti
Lineage: Eukaryota; Metazoa; Arthropoda; Insecta; Diptera; Culicidae
Gene: nito
Product: RNA-binding protein spenito
Exons: 3
Coding region: 241-2610 (789 amino acids)
Biological process (GO): regulation of alternative mRNA splicing, via spliceosome
Cellular component (GO): nucleus
Molecular function (GO): mRNA binding
Source: RefSeq, a predicted model, not a curated record